ACCAGACGUCUAUUUUGAUGACAACACAGCAGAUUGGUGCGGUUUGUCUUUUCGACUGAUUUAAAAAAAAAAUAAAAUGAAUUAAAUUGCAAAUCCUCAGUAAAAUAAUAAAAAAUUCAAUAACAAAAGCGGUACUGCCAACACCUGUGUAAAUAAACGGCUGUCCGAGCGGCACGUUAACGUAGCAGGAAACGUUGCGUGCGGCUAUUUACACAAAAAGUUGCCGCCGACGCUGCAGAGAAAUUCUUAAAGCGUUUAAAGCAGCAGCAGGUGAAGUGGGCCCAGGCUUAGCCCAACGAUAAUACCACGUAUGCAAACAAUUACAAACAAAAUUUAUCACGUUUUACACGUUUACCGCUAUAAUGAUACCGUUAACGCACAAGGAUCGCAGCAACUUUGGCUAUCGCGUCAAGGAGAAACUAAACAGCUGGAAACGCUUAAUAUUCGCUGAUCGCAAUUCGCGCAAUUUGUUUCUCUUUUUGCUGCUAAACCUUAGUUUUGCCUUCGUCGAACUCUUCUAUGGAAUCUGGACAAACAGCUUGGGGUUGAUCUCGGACUCGUUUCAUAUGUUCUUCGACUGCACGGGGCUACUGGCGGGUCUGGCUGCCUCGGUCAUAACGAAAUGGAAAGCAAAUGAUAAGUUCUCCUAUGGCUAUGUGCGUGCCGAGGUACUAGCAGGCUUUGUGAACAGCUUGUUUCUGCUUUUCAUUGCCUUCUUCAUACUUUCCGAGGGCGUGGAACGUCUGAUAGAGCCGCCUGAAGUAAAACAUGAGCGACUUUUUGUGGUAUCUGUGCUAGGUCUCCUCGUCAAUCUUGUGGGCAUCUACGCCUUUAAUCAUGGAGGACAUGGCCACUCACAUGGUGGCGGCGGACAUGGACACUCACACGGUGGGGGCUCCAGCCAUGGACACUCUCAUGGACACAGCCACGAUGAUCACAGCAAUCACAACCAUCAGGCCAUCUCGUUGGACAAUGGCCACGGACACUCACAUGAUCAUAGUAUGAGCCAUGGACAUUCGCAUGAUCUUGGUAGUGGCAGCAAUUCGCAAAUUAUGCGCGGCGUCUUUUUGCACAUAUUGGCCGACACGCUCGGCUCGGUGGGCGUCAUUAUUUCCGCAGUGCUUAUGCAAAUGUUUGGCUGGAUGAUAGCUGAUCCAAUUUGCUCCAUAUUCAUAGCGUUGCUUAUUGCACUAAGCGUGCUUAGCUUGAUUAAGGAAUCCAUACUAAUACUGAUGCAACGGCAGCCAAACGCAUUGGAUCGCUCGCUGCUGCAGUGCUACCAAAAGGUAACUGGCUUGGCUGGAGUCUAUUCGGUGCAGGAGCCGCACUUUUGGACGCUCUGCUCAGAUGUCUAUGUGGGUGCCAUCAAGCUGGAGGUAUCCAAGAAUGUGGAUCCUACGUAUGUAGUAACGCAUACGCGCAUGAUCUUUGAGGCGGUGGGUGUGAAACAGAUCUACAUACAGCUCGACUAUGUGUGAUCCGAAUGGCUCCUAUCCAUACAUAUAUCUAUAUAUAU
This is a messenger RNA of Drosophila hydei, 1516 nucleotides long. RefSeq names its product zinc transporter 7 (gene ZnT86D). Gene Ontology annotation, biological process: intracellular zinc ion homeostasis; transmembrane transport; zinc ion transport. Gene Ontology annotation, molecular function: zinc ion transmembrane transporter activity. NCBI's taxonomy places the organism in Eukaryota, Metazoa, Arthropoda, Insecta, Diptera, Drosophilidae. Gene Ontology annotation, cellular component: Golgi apparatus; membrane. Bases 363 to 1478 code for a protein of 371 amino acids. The record is from RefSeq and is a predicted model, not a curated record. The transcript is spliced from 4 exons.